Messenger RNA from Acanthopagrus latus (yellowfin seabream), 1596 nucleotides. RefSeq names its product alpha-N-acetylgalactosaminidase-like. Gene Ontology annotation, biological process: glycoside catabolic process; oligosaccharide metabolic process; glycosylceramide catabolic process. Gene Ontology annotation, molecular function: alpha-galactosidase activity. The coding region runs from base 130 to 1440 and encodes 436 amino acids. The record is from RefSeq and is a predicted model, not a curated record. Gene Ontology annotation, cellular component: cytoplasm. NCBI's taxonomy places the organism in Eukaryota, Metazoa, Chordata, Actinopteri, Spariformes, Sparidae. The transcript has 9 exons.
CUUACAGGAAGAGACAGACGAUGCAGCUCAGGGAAGAAUCCAGGAAGAAGAGAAGGCAGUCACCUUUCUGCAGGAACAAUACUGACACAGGUUCUUUAGAUCGGCAGAGUACAAGCUGGAGCUCCAGAAAUGGGGCCCUUUGCAGUAAGUCAUCUCCUCGCCCUGAUCUCACUGGCUGUUGCCCUCGACAAUGGAUUGCAGAGGGUUCCACCUAUGGGAUGGAUGGCCUGGGAACGCUUUCGUUGUGACGUUGACUGUCAAGAUGACCCCGAGAACUGCAUCAGUGAGGGUCUGUUCAGAGACAUGGCUGACCGGCUGGCUGAGGACGGCUGGAGGGAGCUGGGCUAUGAGUAUAUAAUCAUAGACGACUGCUGGAUGUCAAGACUAAGAGAUGAACAAGGGAGGCUGCAGCCUGAACCCUCCAGGUUCCCAGGGGGCAUCACAAAACUGGCGCGGUAUAUCCAUGACCGUGGACUGAAGCUGGGCAUCUAUGCAGACAUGGGCACUCACACAUGUAUGGGAUUCCCUGGAACCACCUUGGAUAAAAUAGAAAUCGAUGCCCAGACCUUUGCUAGCUGGGGGGUUGACUAUCUGAAGUUUGAUGGUUGUUACUCAAAUCCUGUAGAACAAAUGCAGGGAUAUCCUCUGAUGUCCAAGGCUUUAAAUGCUACAGGCAGACCUAUUGUUUACUCAUGCAGUUGGCCUGUCUACUUAGGAGGACUUCCACCUAAUGUAAAUUACUCUCUGCUGGGGGAUAUUUGUCACUUGUGGAGGAAUUACUAUGACAUCCAGGACUCAUGGGACAGUGUGCAAGGCAUCAUUGAGUGGUUCUCCAACAACCAGGAUGAUCUGCAGCCAGCUGCAGGGCCUGGACGCUGGAAUGACCCCGACAUGCUCAUCAUUGGGAACUUCGGUCUCAGUGUGGACCAAGCUCGCUCUCAGAUGGCUCUGUGGGCCAUCAUGGCUGCGCCUCUCAUCAUGUCUAAUGAUCUUCGAAACCUGGCCAACAGUGCGAGGGCCAUACUGCAGAACAAAAUGGCUAUUGCCAUCAACCAGGACCCCAUGGGUAUCCAGGGAAGACGCCUGUUGCAGGAGAAGAGUCAAAUUGAGGUCUACUGGAGGCCGCUGUCUAAUUCAGCCAGCACCCUUGUGUUCCUGAGUCGACGGACAGACAUGCCCUACCUGUACCACACCUCUCUGGCUAAACUCAACUAUGAUGCUGGCAGCUAUGAGGCCUAUGACGUGUUUACUAGCUCGACAGUGACGGGGCUGAACGCUACCACAGUGUUCACAGUCUCCAUCAAUCCCUCCGGUGUUGUCAUGUGGUACAUCAUACCACAACAAAAGCCCAGGCAGUCUGAUACACUGUUUGACCAGCACAAGAAGGCCUCACAAUUCAUGUUCCACAAACCUAAACCUGGCCAUCGUAACUUGUUAUGAAUUAAAGUGCUAAAGGCUGAGUGAAACCAUGUCAUCUUGAUCUUGACAUAUUGUUGUACAGAUAUUAUUUUAAUGUUUGUACUUUAUUUUUUGUACUGCAUUAAAUUGUUCAGAGGUUGCUUUUACUUAACAUGAAUAAAGCAUUCCCUUAUUGUU